UAUUCAAAUGUGUUUGCCAAGCAAUAAUUUUUUUGUUGUCGGUUUAUUUUAUGACGACAUCCGAUGUCCGUUUGUUUAUUUCUGCUGUAUAUGUGUGUGCAAAUAAUUAUGUGUCUUCAUUUUAAGAGACCAGUGUUUUUAUAAUUGUGCAAUGAAAUGCCGUCGGCAAUAAUACAUCACGGCAUCAUUUCAUUAUUGUGCUUCUCAUGCUAAGCUAAAAAGAAAUGCAUUAGGUUUUGGAUACUUAUUCGUGAGCCAAUAUAAUGUUAGCAUUUGAAAAAAGAUGUGUUCGAUUUUUCAUAACCGCAUUAAUUAUCGCGAUACCACCAGUGCUAGCAAUUCAUCGGGAAGUUCUUCGUCAUUGACCAAAGAUAUAGAAGCUGAUCGUAACAAUAAUGAUAACGAUACCGCAAUAAUGUCUGUGAAAACCGAGAGUCCCGAUCAUGCCAAGGACAAUAGAAAAAAUCUUGAGAAUAAUGUUGAAAGUCAAAUUGAUCAGGCGGGUAUCGCAGAAGAGGGCGCUGAAGAUGAGCAAGAUGAAGCGAUCAAUUGCGAUAGAGAUCAAGCGUUGGAUCUAUCUGUACUUCCGAAUGGUUUAUCCACGAGCCGAAGUCACGUAGCUUUAGAAAGUUUACAGCACACAAAAGUAGCGGUAGCUCAAUUUGCAGCAACGGCCUUGGCGACAUCACAAUGUCUAAGUGAAGCAAGACCAGAUUUGACAGCCAUUUUCAAUGCGCAGCGUCAACAUCUAAUACAAUUGCAAUUUAUACAGCAUCUGCAAAGUCAGCUGAAGAAAAGAGAUCAUCGGACACAUAUUUCCCAAGACGAGGAAGAUGAUGAUGACCGCGAUAUAGAAGAGCUUUCAGAAUCAUCUGAAGCUAAGGAUACGGCAAAUGUAGAAGAAUUAGAUUUAAGUCAGAAAAGGUCAUCAGAACACUGUGCUAAGGAAACUAAUGAAUGCAUUAAUAAAUCCAAAGAUAUUGUGCAAGUCAAAAAUUAUCUAGACAUAGAGAAUACCAAGACUGAAGAAUCAAGUGCAAUUGUGGGUGAUAGUUCAGGUGAUAAGCCCUCAGUGGGAGCAGACGGCAAUAGUUUUCAACCAUUAAUGUGUAGCAUUAGCUCAUCAUUGGCAUCUAGUAUUAUAACCAAUCAUGAUCCUCCACCCGCCCCCGAUGAACCAAACUGUCUGGAAGUAUUGCAAAGGCGUACCGAAGAAGUCUUGGACUCGGCAUCACAAAGUUUACACGCCUCUCAAAUGCAAGACGAGUACGAGUACGGGCAAAAAGAUGGCCAGGGAAGAGGUGAAAUUUUUAAGCACCGAUGUAAAUACUGUGGAAAAAUAUUCGGCUCAUUUUCGGCCCUACAAAUACAUUUACGGUCUCAUACAGGCGAACGGCCCUUUCAGUGCAAUGUUUGUGGCAGUAAAUUUACAACAAAAGGAAAUUUGAAAGUCCACUACCAAAGACAUACACAAAUAUACCCGCCCAUUCUGCUGCCACCGGGUGUAGGGCCUCCGCCACCACCUCCGCCACCGCCACCAACGGAACUCUCAUCACCUAUUAUGGGAGCAAUGGGACCUUUGGUGCCUUUGUCUCUGAGAAUGACAUUCGUUGAAAAGUCAGCUCUGAAAGAGCCAGCUGAAAUUAAUGAAAGUUCUCGGAAUUCCAAAGAUGAAAUUACGGUAAUAGAGUCUCAGCAGCCGGAACUGUCUAGAGUAGAAAUUUCCCAGCCACAGCAGCAAGAAGAACGACCUGAAGAUCUAAGCAAACCAAUUAACGAGACCGAACUAAAACCGAAACCUUUGGUGAGGGUAAAAACUCCACAAGCUUUAAUGGAUCCAAGUCUUGAAAACUCAAUAGAAAAAGCUGAAAGACCAAUGCCUUCUCUGACACCGAAGCGAAAUCACAAUCAGAGGAAGCGUGGAUCUAGCAACGCCACUCCCCCACAAGAAUUGCGCAAAGCCCAUGCCUCCAAUUUGGAAAAUGAGAUACCCGAACAUCACUUGUCAAAAAUUUUCCGACGUUCGUCGCUGUCGCGCAAUAGCAGCUUAGAGCACUUGUCAAGUGAUUAUACUCAGAUGGACAGUUAUUUAGAUAAGUCAUGGGAAGAUCUCAUAGAAAUAGAUACGACAUCGGAAACAUCAAAAUUGCAGCAAUUAGUGGAUAAUAUCGAAAAUAAACUUACAGAUCCAAAUCAAUGCAUAUUUUGCCAGAAAGUUAUGUCAUGCCGUAGCUCUUUGCAAAUGCAUAUCCGUACCCAUACAGGCGAACGUCCCUUUCGAUGUAAAAUAUGUGGACGAGCGUUCGCUACUAAGGGUAAUUUGAAAGCACAUAUGAGUAUACAUAAAAUCAAACCACCCAUGCGUAGUCAAUUUAAAUGCCCGGUGUGUCAUCAGAAAUUUUCCAAUGGCAUAAUUUUACAACAACACAUCAGAAUACAUACCAUUGACGAGGGAUCGAUAGGAGGACCAGGCAUGAUGGGCACAACUGCAGAUAUGGCUGCUGCAAUAGCUGAACACAAUAACAGAUUAAGGGCGCAUAUGGAAUCGAUGGCUUUGGAAGAUCAGAAUUCUAAUAAAUCGAUGGGAGCUUCAGAUAACUUCGAUUUCUCUACAACUUCUGAAUAUUCGGGUCAAAGGUCAGAAUCAUCGCAAGGAGAUUUCGAUGAGUAUAUGACUAUGGAAAGUACGGACGAUUCGCGGGAGAACUCUUCCUCUGUUACGCCUUUAGAUAAACGAAGCCCUGAAGAAGUUGACGACAAAGCAGAAUCGGAGCAUAUGGAUUACACUGACAUGGCUGGAGCAAUUGACUUAUCUUCACGUAGCGGAGCGGCGACGAAACAUUUAGAUAAUCUGCCGUCCGUUUUGGGUAUGCCGCCUAAUUUUUGGCUAAUGGCUGCCGCCCGAGAAGAAAUGCAAACAUUAGGUGCUCAAGGCAAAUUUCCCCUAUUACCCUUCGGGCCGCUGGGAUUCAUGAGUUUACAGCCUCCAGCUCAUAUCUGCCAAUUCUGUUUUAAACUAUUCCCGACCACAGCAGCUUUGGAAUCUCACAUACACACCGAGCACACCAAAGACGAUGCAACUCUAUUAUCUGCCACAAUAUCAACAUCUGUUACCGCCACAGAUAAUACCAGCAAUAUUUCAACUAUUGCCAACAACUCCAACUGUGAUAGAAGAGAAAAUUCACUAUUUAAUGCUAAGCUCGCUUUGGGUUCGCGUAUAUUCGAUAAUAAAUCUCCUCAAACUGAGGAAGAAGAACACCAACAACUAGAGCAAGAUCAAAAUUUUAAUAAAACUUCAGUCAAUCAAAACAAACAACAACAACAACAACAAUCUUUACCAGACCCUUCAUAUAAUGAGUUAGCUGCAAAUAUUAAAGAAGAGCCCAUAACGGAAUUAGAAGAUAAUCCCAAAUCGCCUAAGCCAUACGAGGACGAAGAAGAUGAAAUAUAUCACAGUUCUAAUGCACCGACCCCAACAUCACAAUCUAUUACUAAUACUAGCGCGGCGACGAGCCAUCAAAAAUCUCCCACUUUAUUGUCCGACCAUAGUCACCACCACUCGCAUCACCAUCCUCAGCAGCACCACCACCACCACCACCAUCAUCAUCAUCAUCCGACUGAUGCUGCCGAACAUUCUUUGAUGAAAAUGCAGAUGCUAUCUACAAUUCCCCAUCAAUUGCCAAAUUCUUUGCUGCAUACAGAGACACAUCGUUUCCCCGCUACGCCGUUGGAUUUUCAACAAGCUUUAAUGUCUGUGGGUCCUCCGACAUCCAGUCUAGAUCCCCCGGUUAAUAAUAAACAUUUCUGUCACAUUUGCCGACGCAAUUUCAGUUCAAGUUCCGCGUUACAGAUACAUAUGCGUACGCAUACCGGUGAUAAACCAUUUCAGUGCAAUGUAUGCCAAAAAGCCUUUACUACUAAAGGUAAUUUAAAGGUUCACAUGGGCACGCAUAUGUGGUCUAAUCCCACAUCCCGUAGAGGCAGACGUAUGUCUUUGGAGUUACCUAUGCAUCGGCCAGGUGGUUCAUUGGCAUCGGAUAAUGAAUUUAUACCCCGCAGACCUGAUAUAUUCUUUCCAUACCUUCCGCCCUUUUUCAAUGGUUUGCCGCACAAGCCUGGCGGCACUGAUUUGAACACGAAUGCAUUUCCCACACAAUUACCUUCCCAACAUUUGGCAAAUGGUGCUAAUGGACCUCCAAAAUAUCCUACCAGCUUACCCCUACCAUUUUCGCCUUUUUUGCAAAGCCCCUAUAACUUCAAUCCUAUGCUGUCGACGCAUUCGCAAACAAGCGAGCGACAUCAACCGCAUCAUUAUAACAAUAAAAUCACACCUCCCCGUAACGCUAGCGAAGACGAAGAGCCAAAGAUUUGUUCCAGUCCACCAGGAAGCGGGGAUCUUAAGCAGCAAGAACACGCUUCCAAUGCUGUCUGGCCGUCAUCAUCAUCAUCGUCAUCAUCGUCAAUAGCGACGUUGUUAAAAAUUAAAACCGAAAACAAUCAAAAUGAUAUUAAUUCCCAUUUAGAUAAUAACGAAAUUGAAAAUAAUAAUAAUAAUAAUAAUAAUAACGAUAUUCAAGAGUAAGGAAGACGAUGGACGUAGGAAAGUUAUAAAAAUAUUUUUGGAAAAUGAAAAAUAUAUAUGAAAUGUAGUAUAGAUUAUUUGAAAAACAUGGUUUUUGUGGAGUACAUAUCUUAAAAAGGAAAACUUAAU
Messenger RNA from Glossina fuscipes, 4711 nucleotides. RefSeq names its product homeotic protein spalt-major (gene salr). Gene Ontology annotation, biological process: regulation of transcription by RNA polymerase II. NCBI's taxonomy places the organism in Eukaryota, Metazoa, Arthropoda, Insecta, Diptera, Glossinidae. The record is from RefSeq and is a predicted model, not a curated record. Gene Ontology annotation, molecular function: RNA polymerase II cis-regulatory region sequence-specific DNA binding; DNA-binding transcription factor activity, RNA polymerase II-specific. The transcript is spliced from 7 exons. Gene Ontology annotation, cellular component: nucleus. Bases 284 to 4582 code for a protein of 1432 amino acids.